Molecule: messenger RNA, 10732 nt
Organism: Ostrea edulis (European flat oyster)
Lineage: Eukaryota; Metazoa; Mollusca; Bivalvia; Ostreida; Ostreidae
Product: voltage-dependent T-type calcium channel subunit alpha-1H-like
Exons: 35
Coding region: 821-8404 (2527 amino acids)
Biological process (GO): sodium ion transmembrane transport; membrane depolarization during action potential; calcium ion import
Cellular component (GO): voltage-gated sodium channel complex; voltage-gated calcium channel complex; neuron projection
Molecular function (GO): low voltage-gated calcium channel activity; voltage-gated sodium channel activity
Source: RefSeq, a predicted model, not a curated record
UGGUAAGGAUCGGCAGCUGCGCACGAAAUUUUUUUUUUCUGCCAUAAGCAAGUUUCUUCAUCAGCAGACAUCGCGUAUGUUCGCGCAGUUUUUGACGUUUACUUCAUUACACUAAUAUCUGUCAAAAAAAGUUCUCUGCUAAUAAGCAUAUACGGAGUGAUAAGUAUCGGGAAUAUUGGUGAUAUUACUGCCACUAUAUCGCUAUUGAUCCAGGUCCUCGGUCGAUGACAACAGCGGAGAGAACAAAAAUCUAUAGAAGUAAAACCAGGUGACGACGAGAGAGGAUCUGGGGAAACGCUCAGAUUUCUCGACUGGAAAUCUUUAAGACGUCGUUAAAUUCUGUUGAAAAAUAUGCCUGAACUCACCUAAGGUAACGUUAAGUGGCCCUACGGGUACAGUACUUGGUGUCUGCCUAGCGCGCGCCAGUAAAGAUUUUGGCGCGCGCUGCUCGCAAAGUCUGCGAGAGCGCGUCUCGCUAUUGGAAGCGUAAUCAGUCUGUUUCCAACCAAUCCAAGGCGCGCGUGCAAGACACGAUCUACAUCAGCUGCGCUGGUGUCUUGUGUAAUGAUGAAGGGAUUUUACUUACUAGUAUACGCUGUGACGGAUGCAAUUUUAUAAAAGCAUGUGUGAAGAAUCAAUCCGAAUUUUUUUUCCGAUGGAUAUAUAAAUUAUUCCAGGAGUGAUACAUUUUCCCAUGAAUUGUGUGUGUGCGUGUGAAUCCUGAUUAAUUUUUUAAAAUAGUUUUUAAAUAGUCGCUGUGGUUCGCAGCAUUUUAACUCAGUGACCAGAAUGACCGAAAGUGAACGACUAAUUGUAGAGUAUGGCGGAUGAAGCGGUGAGUGAUGCCGCGAUCUCUUCCCCGGAAGUGGCGGCGGACGGCGACAAACGGAUGACAGCGGACAGGGACAACAAAGUCACGAAGUCCCGGCUUAAUUUCGAGGAAGGUGGUGGGGAGGAGGAGGGAGAUGGAUCAGAUUCUGACAGCCCCGAGGAAGAGGAGGACUUGCUGUUCCCGGGUUUUGUGUCAAAGGCUCUCCGAUGUCUGCCUCAAACCAACAAGAUACGCUUCACCUGUCUUAAAAUCAUCACUUGGUCAUGGUUUGAGAGAAUCAGCAUGGCCGUUAUUCUUCUGAACUGUAUCACACUGGGGAUGUACCAGCCCUGCAGCGACCUAGAAUGUGCCACUACGCGCUGCAAGAUCCUGGAGAAGUUUGACCAUUUUAUCUUCGCCUUUUUUGCUGCAGAAAUGGUCAUCAAAAUCAUUGCCAUGGGACUGUAUGGGAAAUAUACCUAUUUGGAUGACUCCUGGAACCGAUUAGAUUGUUUCAUAGUGAUUGCUGGCGUUGCAGAUUAUGUGCUUGUUCACAAAGCGAUCGAGUAUGGUGUGGACAGUGAAAACCUCAGUCUUUCAGCAAUAAGAACCAUUCGAGUUUUACGUCCAUUACGUGCUAUAAAUAGAAUUCCAAGUAUGCGGAUCCUGGUGAUGCUGCUUCUGGAUACACUGCCUAUGUUAUGGAAUGUUCUUCUGUUGUGCUUCUUUGUCUUCUUUAUUUUUGGAAUAAUUGGAGUUCAGCUCUGGGCGGGAGUACUUCGUAACAGGUGCUUCCUCAGCAUCAGUGAAAAUAUCUCAUACUCUUAUGCAAAUCUUAGUCCUUAUUAUAUUCCAAAGAAGUUGGGCUCAUUGCCUCCUGUAGAUUACAUCUGUAGUAAACAUGGCGAGUCGGGGAUGCGUUACUGCUCAGGACUGCCGCGUUAUGAGUAUGAGGGGAUUAAAUGUAAUGCCUCUGCUCGGCCAUUCAGCAAUAACACACCCAGCAAUGACUCCUGUGUAAACUGGAACCAGUACUAUACGAACUGUACAGCAGGAGACAAAAACCCAUUCCAGGGAGGGGUGUCGUUUGACAACAUUGGACUCGCUUGGGUGGCCAUAUUUCAGGUGAUAAGUCUGGAGAGCUGGGUCAACAUAAUGUAUUACGUACAGGACGCCCACUCCUUCUGGGACUGGAUCUACUUUGUAGCUUUAAUUGUGAUUGGAUCAUUUUUCAUGAUAAAUCUGUGUCUGGUAGUCAUAGCAACACAGUUUUCUGAAACAAAGAAGAGAGAGACAGAACGAAUGAUGCAGGAAAGGAAGCGAUUUCAGUCAUCCAGCACCCUGGCCAGUAAUUCCGAGCCUGGGGGAUGUUACGCAGAAAUUCUCAAAUAUUUAGCUCACUUGUGGCGUCGUGCCAAACGAAAAGUCCUCAGAGCUUACUACAAUGCUAGAGGAAAAACCCACAAGAACAGAAAGGUCAAACCUGAACUUUCGCUCCGACGCAAACGUCAGAAAGGUACUUCCUCCUCUUGUUCCCACAAGCGGCCGCAGAGUCGCUCCUCGUGUCCCUCCUGUAGGUACAAUUAUUAUUAUCAGCUCAUCAGUGCUAAUGAAAAUCUCUACGCUUCAUCUGAUGAGCCGCGUCGCAGCAGUGUCAGGAGUCUCCGUAGAAACAGUAGCCCUCUGGCCCCUCGUGCCAGCCCUGAAAUGUCAGACUUGGAGUCCAUCUCCUCUCCCCGGCGAUCUAACUUUCUGACUGUGCCUAAUUCUCUUCACCCUGUCUCCCUUGAUUCCCUGCACUCUCUGUCUAUAAGCAGCACCUCUGAUAACCUCUCAUCUUCACUGCCAAAGUAUCGUGGCUCUUCUAAUCACCUGGCUGCUCCGUCAUCGCAUGCAAGCAUUAGUCGGGCUUCAUCCUUUAAUAGUUCUAGUCGCCGCCAUUUGCCGUCCCUGCCAGAAUCUCUGACCAUGCAUCCAGUGGGCCACACCCCCCACAGCUCAUGUCAUAAGUUAGUGGCCAACUCCCUUCUUCAUGUGGAUAGCAGUAGUCAUGCUAGGAUGCGUCAUGCUAGCACUAGGUCUGAAAUUCCAGAAGACUUGCUAGAAGCCAUUAAUGACAAACAGAUUCAAAAUCUGGUGAACAGUAUAGAGAAACAUGGAGGUGGACCCAGAUGUCAUCAUGUUACACAUGAUGUUCCGGACUCCGAGGACUCGGAUUCCAAAAACUCAGAUGAUGAGCCAAAAUCAACUUGUAAGAAAAACUUCCAGAAAGGAAUGAAGACAUUGGUGGAACACAGUCUCUUCCACAGAGGGAUUCUGACCGCUAUUCUGAUCAACACCCUCAGUAUGGGCAUAGAAUUCCAUAACCAGCCUGAAGAACUAACAGAAGCUCUGGAGUACAGCAAUAUGGUUUUCUCCAUUCUUUUUGCUGUAGAGAUGUUUUUUAAACUUUGUGCUUAUGGAAUUGUGGGCUACAUUCAAGAUGGAUUCAAUGUGUUCGAUGGUUUUAUUGUCAUAUUAAGUAUUGUGGAAUUCACACAACAAGGGGGAGCCAGUGGCCUGUCUGUUUUGAGAACUUUCCGGUUGCUACGGAUACUAAAACUUGUCCGUUUUAUGCCAGCACUUCGCAGACAACUUGUCGUCAUGUUGAGGACUAUGGACAACGUGGCCACUUUCUUUGCGUUAUUAGUUUUAUUUAUUUUCAUAUUCAGUGUUCUGGGCAUGAAUCUGUUUGGUGGCAAAUUUUGUUGGCGUGGCAACGGUACACUCUGCACAUGUUUGGAUGCCCUUGAGCCCGAUAUGGACUGCCAGUGUGAGAGAGCCAAUUUUAACUCUCUGUUAUGGUCAGUGGUUACAGUUUUCCAGGUGCUGACGCAGGAGGACUGGAAUACUGUCCUUUACAAUGGCAUGGAAACAACCUCUUCCUGGGCAUCACUGUACUUCAUCGCCCUUAUGACCUUGGGGAACUAUGUUCUGUUUAACCUCUUGGUUGCCAUAUUGGUGGAGGGAUUUUCAACAGAGGAGGAAGAAAAGAAGAAGAUGAAAUUAGGAAACAAGGAAAGAGAACUCCAGAGCAUUUUAUCAGAAACCAAUAACAAUGAGGAGACAAAUGAAAGCAUUAAACUGAAGACCCUGGAUUUGGUUCAAGGCAAAAUAAACAAUACAGAGCGAGCCAAAAUGUUAGGGGUAGCCUGCCAGACUUCAGCAGCCAAAGACGACAAUGCUAAGAUGUCUCCGCCAUCAACCCAACCGGAUCUGAACCCACCAAUUAUCACACACACAGCGGCCACUCCCAUGCCCACCCCUCAAGGAUCCCCCAAUGACCACGGACCAAAAGAGUGUAAUAAAGUCACUCUGUGUGUCCAUCCCCCGGUGGAAAUGAGUACACUCUCUGUGCGGCCUUCUUCUACCAUUUCCAGUAUUCGGGCCUCCCCUCGUCUUUCACCCCGCCUCUCCCCGCGAAUUUCCCCUCGACCUUCACCUUGCUUAUCACCUUGCCUCCGUAGAUCUCUUAGUUCUGGUAGCCGUAGCAACAGCUGGAAGAGGCGCCGUUCACAGGACGGUGACAGGAAGUGCCUUGUUCCAGAGUGCAGAAUUGACAGCAUGGAUACUGAUGAUGACGACGUGUUUCAACCGAACUGUCCUACACCAACUGUCAAUAGGAGUGACUGCAAUGGCCACCUCCCACUCAAUAACCAGAGAACCUUGAGCCCCCAGAAUUCCAUCAAACGCCCGGUCCCCACCCCCAGGAACUCCUUCAAAAUCCGAAACAACUCCUGCAGCAGCACCCAGAGCAACUGCAAUUCCAUUAUCCUCAGUCGACAAAACUCCUUCAACAGUCGACGCACGCUCAACUCGCUGUCGUCAAUGACUGCAGUGCUCAAGGACGAGGUCAAACAAAACAACUUGACAGAGGGCACCACCUCCCCCACUCAGGUUGAAGUUGGUGUGGGUGGGGGCGAGGAAGAGGAGGAGGAGGAUCCAGAUGCUAUUGACGAGACAAACUGCAGCUGUUCCUGGUUCCCAGAGCCGCGAGGUUGCUUCAAGACCCGGGAGGAAUAUGCCCUGUAUCUGCUCCACCCCAACAACCGCCUGAGAAAGACCUGUCAUCACCUGAUGGCUCAGCGCUGGUUUGACAACACCGUCCUCUUCUUCAUUGCUCUCAACUGCAUUACUCUGGCCAUGGAGCGCCCCAAUAUACCCCCCAGUAGUGUUGAGAGAGAAUUCCUAAAUUACUCCAAUUAUGUCUUCACAUUUGUGUUUACUGUGGAAAUGCUCAUCAAGGUGCUAGCCAAAGGCUUGGUGGUUGGACAACAUGCAUACCUGAAGAGUGGUUGGAAUAUUAUGGAUGGGUUUCUUGUGGCUAUUUCCCUUGUAGACAUUCUUAUCUCCCUCUCCGCUGACAGCAGUCCCAGGAUUUUUGGAAUUUUGCGUGUGUUUCGGCUUCUCCGAACUCUACGACCACUCAGAGUAAUUAGCAGAGCCCCCGGUCUGAAGCUUGUUGUACAAACUCUGUUAUCCUCCCUUCGACCAAUCGGAAACAUUGUUCUUAUUUGCUGCACAUUCUUCAUUAUAUUUGGCAUUCUAGGAGUUCAGCUUUUCAAAGGCACAUUUUACUACUGUAAGGGUCCCAAUGUUCGACAUAUCCGGAACAAGACUCAAUGUCAGACCGACGACAAGAAAAACGUCUGGGUCAACCAGAAGUAUAACUUUGAUGAUCUGGGACAGGCUCUGAUGGCCUUAUUUGUUCUGGCCUCCAAGGAUGGCUGGGUCAGCAUCAUGUACACGGGUCUGGACGCCGUCGGGAUAGAUCAGCAGCCCAUGGAAAACUACAGUGAGUGGCGACUAGUCUACUUCAUCUCGUUCUUACUUUUGGUUGGGUUCUUUGUCCUCAACAUGUUUGUGGGUGUGGUGGUGGAGAAUUUUCACAAAUGUCGACAAGAUCAAGAAAAAGAAGAGCGGGAGCGCCGCACGGCAAAACGCAAACACAAAAUGGAACAGAAAAGAAAGAGUGAGAAUAAAAUGGAGACAGAGUUAAACAGACCACCUUACUGGGCGGAGUACUCUCCCAGUCGACUUAUUGUACACCAAGUUGUUAAUAGCAAGUACUUUGACCUUGCUAUUGCAGGGGUCAUAGGGUUAAAUGUCAUCACCAUGGCAAUGGAAUACUAUAUGAUGCCACCGGAGCUGGAGUUUGCUCUGAAGAUUUUUAACUAUUUCUUUACGAGUGUGUUCAUCAUUGAGGCCACACUGAAGAUUUUAGCACUGGGAUUUAUGAGAUACAUCAAAGACAGGUGGAACCAGUUGGACAUAUUUAUUGUGAUUUUGUCCAUUGUGGGGAUCAUUCUGGAGGAAAUGAAAACUAAUGUCAUUCCUAUCAACCCAACUAUCAUCAGAGUCAUGAGGGUCCUCAGGAUUGCCCGAGUGUUGAAGUUACUGAAAAUGGCCAAGGGAAUUCGUGCUCUCCUAGACACUGUGAUUCAAGCCCUGCCGCAGGUCGGCAACCUAGGGCUUCUAUUUUUCCUUCUCUUCUUCAUCUUCGCUGCCCUCGGAGUUGAGCUGUUUGGGAGACUAGAAUGUUCGGAAGCCCACCCUUGUGAGGGCUUGGGAGAACAUGCCCACUUUAAGGACUUUGGGAUGGCGUUCCUCACACUGUUCAGGGUGGCAACCGGUGACAACUGGAACGGAAUCAUGAAGGACACCUUGCGUGAUGACUGCGACUCCUCGGAGAAGUGUCUGACAAAUUGCUGUGUUAGCACUUUCAUCGCCCCCGUCUUCUUUGUAGUCUUCGUACUGAUGGCCCAGUUUGUCCUUGUCAAUGUGGUUGUGGCUGUCCUCAUGAAACAUCUAGAAGAGACAUAUAAACACAAGGAGAUUGAUGACGAACUUGAGGCUGCUUUCCAGCUGGAGUGUAGUGUAAAUAAUGAGAUGCUACGAUUGGCUGUGAAGGAAUCUCACAGAUUUCUGGAUGAUGAAGGAGGUAAUACGGAGGGAAAUAAAAAUGGUGAGGAUGAGGAAGAGGAUGAGGAUGAUGAAGACGUGGAUGGAAGUACAGCUAAGAAGGAAGAGGAGCAGAUGCUCCCAGCAAUAAUCGGGACCCCAAGGCCAGCAUUUUCCCGAAGACUACGUACUCCUGUGUGUAAACAGAUAUCGUUGCCACCAAGCUUCACCUUCAGACCCCCAAGUAACGAGCCACCAUAUGAAGAUGAUAACGGUCAUUUAGUCCCAGUGGACAUCACUAUCUCUAAUUAUGGCAGUUCUAUGGAGGUUAGUCUGGACAUGUCUGGAUCCAGUCUGGAUGUUCCCCCAUCCCCAUACUCCUCCAGUUACUCGGAUAAUUCCAGUUACGUGGAAAACACAGUUGAUGAAAAUACGCUAGGCAUUCCACGAAUCACAGAGGAACCUCAUCGAAAAUCUACGAGUCCACAGCAAAAACAACGACUUAGAGACAGAAAACUUGUGCGACAGAAAAGUUGUGAAUAUGAAAGUCCCCCUGCCACGGCACUUGUGGAACCCAUACGGACUCCAAACAUAUCUCGAUGCAUGGCGACGAGCUGUGAUAACCCAGUCUCUCAGUCUCAGCCCACGCUAAACAAGAAUUUAUAUGAUGGAGAGGAAGGCUCAAAAGUUAACAAAGCACACAAUCCCAUAAUCAAGUUAAAAUGUUUACAUCGCAGUCAGAGUAGUGGUUCAGAGAAGGUCAGACUAAGAGAGAAACAUGUGGCAGGUGCUCGAGUGCAGCUCAGACCCACCACCCUUCAUGCAUUAGUGAAUGCUUUAUCGAACUACUCACAAGAACAAAAUGCUCUUGCCUUGCCAAAUAUUCAAGUGACACAAAAUUCUCCUGCAGUGUGCAAGAAAAAAUUAGUUCAGCAUCGUAGAUGCGAAGGACAUCAAGGGCAUUUGCCAAACCCCACACUUCCUUGUAGUAAUUCCAGUUCCAAACACAGUCUGACUCAGGCCAAGCGGAGCAGCACAUGUGAAUCUGAUUCCUAUGAUCUCUCUGCGCCUGACUGGGCUGCAGAAGAGGCAGCGUGCGACGAAGAAGUCCGCCGUAUCACAGGCGAUAGUACGGACCACGACGAUGUCGAUGACCUUGAGGAUGUGACAGACAGUUGUCCGCUAGUUACCCACAGCAGCAACAAUCACAUCAGUCAAGAUAAUUCUAGCAACUCUCAAGAGACAUUGGUUGGAGAUCGACCAUCAAGAACUCAGAAAAAAAGUGAUGAGUGUUGUAUACAAUGUGACAGUGUCUCCUCCCCGCGACAGUCCCCCACCCAAGCUCCGCCCGCAGUGCCUUCCCCUGAUCCCAGUGUAGUUGACCAUGAAAAUCCUCCCUCCCCAGACAAUAGAGUGCGCAAAAUCAGUCAGAACAGUGACAGUAAAGAGAGUCAAAACAGUGACACAGAUUUGUCUGGGGGAGAGUGUUCUUACGAACCAGAGGCCCUGGAGCCCAUGCUGGGCAACUCAGGGGAUGUAACUUCCGCCAAUGUUAGCUCGGGUGCACUUCUCAAUGUUCCUGUGAUAAGCUCUGAAGACUCUUGUGUCAGGAGGCGGACUCCAAACUUUCUGCAGCAAGCGGGCGAGUCCUGACGGUCAUAGAGUAAGGGGAACGUGUACAUGAGCCAGUAUAGCCAUGUAAUGACCAGUUGGCAAGAUAACAAUAGAAUUGCUGUGUCAGAAACUAGUUAUGUUCUCCUACAGAGGGCAGCACAUACAGAGGCUUUGUGAUGUUUCUGAUUGGAAGAAUCAAUGUUUUUUGUUUGUCCUGUUUCCUGCAUGGCUUGCCUGUCAAACAGAGCAAAUGUGAGUUAUAUUCCUUUGUAUAUCUUUUAACAGUUUAUACAAUCCAGGUCAUUGUGAAUGAGGAGAAAGCAAUCUAUGAAGUGUAAACAUGUAGUAUGGUUUUGUGUGGAGACUUAUUCAUGCUUUAAGUGAGGCCACAAUUUUUAUUUGUGGAGAACUGUUGUUUAGAAUUAAUAUGGAAAAGCCAAACUCUGUAAGGGUGUAUUCAUCUUUUACCAAUGCAACAUGAUUUAAAUGAUUGGCAAGAGCUUUUUACUGCCAACUUUGUGUUUGAGUGAUAGUGACAUUGCAAACGUUUUCACAUAUCAUUUGGUCUAUUGUAACAUGUUUCAUGGACUCCCAUGUAUUGUUGGCAUGGGAAUUGGACUUCUUGUAGAUCUCGUACCACUCAUUCAGGUUUGUUUCAAUGAGGAGUAUUUAAUCUUUGUUUAUUUCCGACAAAAACUUCAGGAAAAGUUCAGACAGAUUGUUAACUUUGUGAUAUUUUAAUUUUCUGUGCAAUAGGUAUCCAAAUAUUCUAUAGUUUUAUCAUUAAUAAGUGAAUUAACCGAUACAUGAUAUAUUUUCAUUUCAUGGCAUCUUCAGCCAGUUCUGAAAUGUGUGUGAUGAGGUUAAUAAUUAAAUCCCUAUGACAGCGAGUAGUUAUAAACAAUUAAAUCUACAGUGAGUAGGUUUUUGUUUUAAAAUAAAAAUUCUGUAUAGAUAUUGUAUAGUAAAUUAUUUACAAAUGUGCAGUGUUCAUCUGACAAGGAAAUAUAAAUAUUAGAUGAACAUUUAAUUUAUUUUUAAAUGACUUGGGUCAAGUGCAAUAUUUCGAGACUAUUGGAGAUUUAUAAUAACUAUAUUGUGAUAUAUUGUCAACGAAAUUAGAGAGGUUUCCAUGUGUAAGAAGAACAUGAUUUUAUACACAGAUAUUGUGAUCAUGAAUUGUUACCCUUUGAUAAUCAUACCAUGUUUUACAUUUGUGUGUGUCUGAUAUGAUAGUUACUCCGUUUCCAUUGAAGUACACUCGAGAUAUGUUUACUGUGUUGUAACCAUGGAAAUAUUUGUGAGGGAAAACACAUUUUAUUAACUAUGUCUCAAAAGGUGUAGAAAAUUCCAGUGGGAUUUUCGAUAAGCCUUGGGAGUUCAGUUUUAGAUGAACUCUAUUCAGAAUUUCUAUCACAAAAAUGUUUACAAUGUGACCCAAUACCACAACCCCCCCUUCAAUAGAACAAUAAAAUUUUCAAAUCUUUAGAAUCAAAGAGAUUUCUUUUCCUAAGAAUUAUCAUCAGAAAUCACAAAAUUUAAACAAUUUUUCCAUUAAACAAUUAUCAAAAAUCCCAUCCCAAAACAAUAAUCAUCAAAUCACAAAAGUCACCCUCACCAUAUUUCAGAUCAUUGUUUUUGCAGUACACUGUAUCUCAAUUCAGUGAUAUUGAAAUGCAUUAUAUUCAGAAAGUGAUCACAUCCUUAUACUAUUUGAGGUACAAUAUUUGAUUUUUUCAUUGCAAUGGUUGUAUUUAAACAUUUAAUCUUUUUUAUCCAUCUUACUCUACAGCAUCACAAACAAUCGAACCAUUGAUACAGGGAGAUGCUUAAUGUCAUCUUUCCAAGGGAAAAUCAAGUGUCAUGUAUUGAAGUCCCAAGAUAUGUUGCAUUGAAAUUUUACUUCUAUGAGAGGCUUACUGUAAGCCGUGCUGUUGCCAAAAUUUCAUGAUAAUCUUUCUCUUGUUUGCAAGAUACAAUUACUAUCAAAAUUGGCCAUUUCCACGGGACAUAUCACUGAUACCUACGGUACAUGAAUAGAAUUAAUAGUCAGUAAUGUCAUUCAGAAAUUAUAAAUUUCAAAAGAUGCCGUGACUAGAUAGUUAAUAAGUGGUAUAUUAUCAGUAACAUAACAAUGUGGUGCACCUGUGGUGACUGUUUUUAGGAGUGAGAGGCGGUGUCGUGGUAUGAAGCCGUUUUUGUUUGUUUUUUUCACUAGCUCAGGUAGUUAGGUCAUGUGUUGAGUGAGUUGGAGAUUUUAUAAGUCCCAUGUCAGAUUCAUCAUGACUUCUCUUUUGUAAUGUUUUUGUUUUUUCACAUUUUGUGUACAUUUAGACAUUCACAAAUUGAUUAAAAAUAUAAAUAAGU